Saprolegnia parasitica CBS 223.65 is the source of this 528-nucleotide messenger RNA. RefSeq lists its product as hypothetical. The transcript has a single exon. The record is from RefSeq and is a predicted model, not a curated record. Lineage: Eukaryota; Oomycota; Saprolegniomycetes; Saprolegniales; Saprolegniaceae. The annotation marks the transcript as partial.
AUGAAGUUUGCAUCCACCGUCCUCGCGCUUCUCGGCGCCGUCGUCGCCGAGCGCAAGACGUUCACGGCCUACACGCAGCCCAUCACACUCGAGCAAGGCGGCAUCAGCAACGCGUUCCACGUGCUCAAGAUCCCGAAAGGCCCAAUCGCAGUGUACCGCUUCGCCGGCGACAUUGUCGAGAUCGCCGCCGACGGCACGGUCAUCCCGACGCCGACGUACGAUGCGUACCUGCACCACCACGUCGUGGGCUCGCGCCACCAGCGCUACGCCAACCAAGAAGGCAAGUGGACGCCCAUGAAGCCCAAGGGCGCGUACCGCGGCGUCGGCUUUGGCGCGGGCACCGAGGCGCGCGGGACGCCCCAAGAGUUCCACUACCCGUACGCCUUCUUCACGACCGAGGGCGAGGACGAGUGGAUCGCCAACGUCCACAUCCUCAACACGCGGCAGAUGUCGCCGGCGCAAGCGCACCGGUGCCUCGAGUGCCCGUGCACGGCCGAGGACGACUUCUCCAACGGAACCAUCAACGGC